GUGCUUUUCAUUUCCAGGCAACAAGGCAAAAUUUCUGUGCAAGUGCUGUACACUCCUUGUCACAGCGAACUCGCACUCCCGUCACUUCUAGCAAUCCAUCUCCCGUAUCCCUGUCUCUUGAUCUAUGACUGGAUGCUUCGUCGACCACCCAAAUGGAUCGAAACUGACACCUCGAGACAUGCAGAACAUUGAUAACAGUCUCAGAACAGCUCUAGCCCGAAUAACAAAACAAAAAACCUCCUAUUCGUGACACCUAGGUUGGUGGUGCUAAAAUCGGGAAGGAUGAGCAGUAAGAAAAACAAUCGAUCGAGGAAAGAUGUUGCCCGCAAUCACGGCGGUGGUAGUGAAAGCGAUAACGAAAAGAACAACAGAGGAGCGGAUCCACCACCAGCAUCGACGAGGCCUCCCACAACUAGACAGAGACCCAACCAGGAAGGGGACGGCGACGACUUCGAUUGUAGACCCACGAAACCACCCGCGAGGAAUGAUAGUUCUUCAGGACGACGCCUUGGAUUGGCCCCGACAAAGUCCUCGCGACGUUCUAGGUCAAGAAAUUCCACUUCGGAUUUGAAAAAGGUCCCUGCUGCUACCAGUGACGCAACGGAUAAAAAAUCAGCGGCAUCGGAAGCAAUUUCGAAAACGGAAGCAAAGGCUAGCCCAAAAAAUCCCUCGGCGGAACCAACGGUUCAUCGACAGAAAGCGAAAAACAGCCCGGAUAGAGAUGAUGCAAAAUUGCCACAAAAGCAAGGUUCUACCAAGAAAGGAAUCGCUAGGAGUCAAAACGUCGCCAAAAACUCGGGAACAGAGAAGGGAAUGGAAAAAACACGUGUCACACCUUCAGCAUUCCGUUCCGUCUCCACGAGCGGUCCAAACUCUGGCAAUACAAACAACCAUGCCGGCAGGAACAGUUUUAAUGACGACGAUGGAUCGCAGGCAGAUCAAACGCUGUCGACCGCACCGGGUCCGCCCUCUCUACGAAUUCGCAAUCAUUACUCUUUGCGACCGGGUGCCUAUCGCAUUACCACCGGUGGAGUUGCCCGAUUCGUAGACGCCAAUGAUGAUUUGGACAAUGAUACGGCGCUGGAUAUCAUUGACGACAACGUCACCACCCUCGAUCCCACACUUCCCUUCGGUUCAAACUUUGCCCAAGACGAUUAUAUGCCUCUGCCUCCCCCAAUGCGACCUACGACAAGCGACGGCUCGAGCUUCUACGAUUUUCACAGCAAUCGGAUUGGCGGCAGCCAGGAGAGCCACGGCCAACUCACAUAUGGUUCCAGAGGCGGUUCGAAUGGAGACCAGAACACGGGUGGAGCUGUGUCUACUGUUCCUACUGCAGAGACAACCCGAUCAUCGGGGGAAAGAUCCUCGUCCAGAACCAGAUCCAAAAGGAAAAAGUCUUCGAGGCGAGACAUUCCAUCUGUCAAUAAGACUGUCAACAAAACCGAAAGCACUGAGAUCUCCAGUACAAGGCCCCGUUUCACCACAAGAUUUCUUUUGCUCAUGGGUUGUUUGGUGAUCCUCCUCCUCGUUGUGUGUGUUUCGGUAACGGUUGUUUACGCCAGGGCUGGAAAUCUCAGGAGCAAGGAGGACCAAGAAAAGAAUGGUGUCAUUAUGAUUAGCGAAGAUAGCGAAGACGAAGACGACGACGACGACGACGACGAGACUACAAUGUUUCCCACGGUAUCGCCUCCAUCGAGUCCACCAUUUAGCUCACCUCAAUUGACACCCAUGAAUGCCUUUGUAGAAGCGUUACCAGAGUACACAAAAGAGUCCAUCGGAGAUCCAGAGUCGCCCCAAUCAAAAGCUCUGCAAUGGAUGUCGACGUAUGAUAAUGCUGAGACCUUUUCGAUGGCUCGGAAACUGCAACGAUUCGCCCUGAUGACCCUAAACUUUUCGGUAGCGGGCGAUGACCUGGCGUCUGCGACGUUGAUGUUUUACACCGCCCUCAACGAAUGCGACUGGUACAAGUCGACAUGCGUCGAUGGCAUGUUCACCGAGCUGACGCUUGUAUCAAAGAAGGCCACCUAUGGAACGAUCGUUCCCGAAUUGGCACUCCUUUCUUCCCUGGAGCUUCUUGGAUUGAACCAAAAUUCUUUGGCUGGGACGAUUCCAACGGAACUUGGCCUGAUGACUUCUCUGAGAGAAAUCAACAUGAACGGCAAUCGUUUCCGGGGCACGAUACCGACAGAAUUUGGCAGAUUAACGAACCUCGAAUACAUCGACCUGGGCGACAAUCUGCUCUCGGGGCCGAUUCCCACCGAGAUCGGAUCCUGGAACAAGCUUUUGUACUUGAACGUAACCGGCAAUGAUUUGACCGGGGACAUACCUUCUGAAAUAGGACGAAUUACCGAUCUGGCGAGCAUAUCCCUAUCGUUCAACAAACUAAAAGGUUCGCUGCCACCGGAAUUCGGUUUGCUGGGCAAAAUAAAGGUGUUCGACGUGGGGAAGAAUUAUUUGACCGGAGAUUUCGUCUCGGCGGUAAAAAGCUCGAAGUUCACCCUGGAAACGCUGGACGUCGAGUCCAACAAGUUUUCCGGUUCCCUGCCCUCCGCCAUCGGCGACCUCACGAAGCUGAGCCGGCUCGAUGUAUCGGCCAACGGGCUGACGGGAGUGCUCCCCCGCGAAAUCGGCGGCCUGACGGACCUGGUCGCCCUCGACGUGAGCUCCAACGAGCUCCGGGGGACGAUCCCGUCCGAGCUGGGAAUGCUCACGAACGCGGGAAGCAUGCUGCUCCAGUUCAACCUGUUUUCCGGAACGGUGCCCGAGGAGAUCUGCGACCUGACCGAUUCGCUGUUUACCAAGCUGGUGCAAGAAAACCUCGUCGUGGACUGCACGAACGAGUGCGACUGCUGCCAGUAUCCCCCAAAGUGCUUCCUGUGACCAAAACCGCAAACGGGAGGACGGAUGGUUCCCACGGGGUACUGCUACUAGUAGUAGUACUAGUACUGGCAGCAGCGAGCGGAACCACUGCCCUCUGCCAAAACCCAAACUACUUCAUAAACUCAAUGCACAACU
Messenger RNA from Pseudo-nitzschia multistriata, 3015 nucleotides. NCBI's taxonomy places the organism in Eukaryota, Bacillariophyta, Bacillariophyceae, Bacillariales, Bacillariaceae. The record is from the annotation of a GenBank genome assembly.